Molecule: messenger RNA, 1982 nt
Organism: Soboliphyme baturini
Lineage: Eukaryota; Metazoa; Nematoda; Enoplea; Dioctophymatida; Soboliphymatidae
Source: the annotation of a GenBank genome assembly
AUGUUACGAUGCAUUUUCAUUUCAGGGCUAAACCGCAAGAAAAGAUCUGAUCCGCCACCGGAGUGCAAGGGAACAUUAAAGGACUGGAAAGAAGCCAUCGCGUGUGACUACAAAUGUCCAAAAGGAUGGUCGAAAAAUCCAUUGUUGAUCAUGUCUUUCGAUGGACUUCAGCGUUACUACUUGGACAGGCACAAGACGGCGGCGAUUAAUUUAAUAAAGGAGCAUGGUUCGCACUCUCCUUUUAUGUAUCCAAGUUUUCCUUCGAAAACAAUACCUAACCAUUAUGCGAUCGUGACGGGCUUGUAUCCUGAAUCACAUGGUAUCGUCGAAAACAAGUUCUACGACCCUCAAAUGCAAAAAAAGUUUUCAAUGGCCGGUGACAUUUACAAAGACCCCGCUUGGUGGAAGGGCGAACCGAUAUGGAAUACUGCGCAGAACAACAACAUGAAGUCCGCGACACACAUAUGGGCAGGUUCUGAGGUUCAAAUUCAAGGAAAAUAUCCAUCAUAUUUUGCUGAAUACAACCCAAAUACUAGCUUUACGGACAAAAUAGACCAAAUCAUUCAAUGGUUGAAGUUAGAAGAGGUGGCCCGGCCAUCCGUGAUCAACUCGUACUUCAAUCAGCCGGAUUUGGUUGGACAUGACCAUGGUCCAAAUUCGAAGGAUAUAAAUGACAUCUUAAAAAUGGUCGACAACGUGCCUGAUUACCUGAUGACUAGCUUGUUCAAGAAUGGCCUUUUCAAUUGCUUGAACAUAAUCAUUCUGGCUGACCAUGGCAUGCAGACAGUGCACAAAGAAUUUCUAAAUCUUCAGCAGUAUGUCGAUACGAAAGGCAUGGUAAUCUUCGCUGGAGGUCCGCUGGCCAGAAUUACGCUGAAUGCAUCAAGUUUCACGGCGCAGGAAGUAUUAAAAAAGCUGACAUGCGAAACAGGCAUGUUCAGGGCUUAUGAUCGGUUCAGCAUGCCAAAACGUUUACAUUACUUCAGAAAUCCCAGAAUCGGAGAUAUCAUCGUGAUGGCAACUGUUGGAACAACAAUUUGGGAGAAAACCAAAAAUGAAGAUGAAACUGGAAGCCACGGCUAUGAUUACCGUUUUCCAACGAUGCACGCCACAUUCAUUGCCUACGGUCCGGCAUUCAAGAGAAACUUCCUGAUGGAACAGCCGUUUCCAAACAUCGAACUUUACAACCUGUUCACAUAUCUCAUAGGAGCAAAGGUUAUUGCUCCACACAACGGCACCGUUGGAGCGCUGAAUCCGAUCCUCAUCACACCUCAGACGAUCCCCAAAUUCACUCCCGCCGCAACGGUCGCAUGCCCCGCAGCAAAGGAUAAGCUGGACGUUUGUGAGUCAUGUUCUGCGAAAAAAACGAUUUCCCACGAAGCCAUUCGACCUGACGAUCUGGCCGAAGCAUGCCUCGUGGCUGACGUCAAGAACUGCGCCACUGCCUCGAAGCAAAGCCAAGCGUUGAAAGGAAAGAAACUGACCUUCCACUCAUUGUUGUCGCUUAGAAAAAAUUAUUGGUCAAACCUCACAGUAAUGUUGAAAAUGUACGCAACAUUGUAUGAAGACCUGCACGUCAUAUCGGGACCAAUCUUUGACUACGAUGCAGAUGGACUGGCUGAUGAAAGCGUAUCAGCACAAAACAUCGUUGAAGGUGUACCGAUUCCGUCACAUUAUUACCUCAUUAUGGUGAAAUGUAAUGGUGUUUGGACGCGGGAUAGUUGUGACGGUCAGCCAAAAGUCCAGUCAUUUGUGCUGCCCAACGUAGAGAAUGUGGUCGGCUGCUAUGUAGGCCAUUUUAAGCCUCAUUUAAAUGGUUUCGAAUGUAAAUCGCCUUCUGAGUUUUUCUUCAUUAAUACAGCUCGAGUGCGAGACAUCGAGCAGCUGACGAAAAUGCGAUUCUUUCCUAAUUGGGAUGCCAAUGAAGCGGCUUUGCUACGAACGCACAUCAUCCAGUCGUUGUGGCCGAUCAGUUUCUGAUG